Messenger RNA from Sclerotinia sclerotiorum 1980 UF-70, 912 nucleotides. RefSeq lists its product as hypothetical. The coding region runs from base 1 to 912 and encodes 303 amino acids. The transcript is spliced from 4 exons. NCBI's taxonomy places the organism in Eukaryota, Fungi, Ascomycota, Leotiomycetes, Helotiales, Sclerotiniaceae. Gene Ontology annotation, cellular component: cytoplasm. Gene Ontology annotation, biological process: protein dephosphorylation. The record is from RefSeq and is a predicted model, not a curated record. Gene Ontology annotation, molecular function: phosphatase activity; inositol diphosphate tetrakisphosphate diphosphatase activity.
AUGGCCGACGAGUUGGUCGCAAAGAUCUCAAGACGAUCAACAAGAACAUUCGUUACAGAACAAGAAGCCAUGGAGUCAGGAAACGCAGGUGUCGCUAUGGUACCUUUUGAGACCAGAGGCAACACCAAUCAAGAUGAUAAGGAAAAGGAAAAGGACAAGAAGCACGGAGAGGGCAGAAGCUCAUCCCACCAAACCCCCCUUGAAGCUUUAUCAGGACCAGUUGUCGAUGUUGGAAGAGAUCUUGGAGCAUUGUUUCCUUCCACCUCAGAAGCUAUUGCAACACAAGUAACCAACUCACUUGAUGCCGCGAAAGCUUUGGCCAAGGAGAAACAAGAAGGUCGCCCUCUUAAUUUUGGUGUCAUUGCUCCAAAUGCGAUUUACCGUAGCAGCUUCCCUCAACAAGAGGAUUUCGAGUAUCUCAGAUCUCUUGGAUUGAAAUCUAUCGUUACCCUCGUCAAGAAAGAAUACCCUCCUGGAUUUCUUGCAUUUAUUGAGGCUCAAGGCAUACGCCAUUAUGUCAUCGAAAUGCAAGGAACCAAAAAGGUCGAUAUUCCCGAGCAUAUUAUGAAUCAAAUCAUGAGAAUCUCCCUUGACAAGGAAAAUCAUCCAUUGUUAAUUCACUGCAAUCAUGGCAAGCAUCGCACUGGUUGCGCUGCCGCCAUUAUUCGUCACGUCUCUGGCUGGGAUGUCAAGUCUAUCGUUGAGGAAUACAAAAGUUUUGCCGAGCCAAAGGCUCGUGAUGUCGACAUUAAGUACAUCACCGAGUACCAGGUCUCGAGUCUCAGUGGUCUCUAUCACCAUAAGUUGGAUCAACCUACUGUCACAAAGACCUCCAAGGCGGCUCGUAUCCUCGCCCUCACAGCAUUGCUCCUUUGGGUCUGUUUGACGUUGUCGAGAUUUUGGAACCACUAG